Molecule: messenger RNA, 489 nt
Organism: Trypanosoma conorhini
Lineage: Eukaryota; Euglenozoa; Kinetoplastea; Trypanosomatida; Trypanosomatidae
Exons: 1
Coding region: 1-489 (162 amino acids)
Source: RefSeq, a predicted model, not a curated record
AUGUCAAGAAUAGCGUUUGCAGGACGGAGGCGGUUCAUCAGCCCCUUUACUCGGCUCAGGGCCUGGUGGCUGGGCAUCGAAGACGUGGAGUUGCUUGCGCGGUACGGCGAGCGGGGGCUCUUUAGCACACUCUGGACGGAGUGGCGCGGCACUAUUAUUGUUUUGGCGUGCUCCACCGUCAUCUUGGUCAACCACGCGCAAACAAACGGGGCCAAUGAGAUUUUGGAGAAUAUCGAGCUUAACCGUCGACAGUACUACAAACGUGACUUUGCACCAGAGUACGUGCCGAACGCACCGCAGGCAGUGUAUGAUGGCCCAAAGGGAUAUGCCUAUCGCGACGAGGCGUCUGGGUUGAUGCUGAACGCCGAUAACAAGUGGGUCUCCGAUUUGUCACGUGAGGAGCGUCGUCAGCGACUCGAGUCGUUGGAGGUCACACCGGCCAUGGUUGAGGCCGCAAAAAGGCUGCGGCGUAGUUCACACUAUCAGUGA